AUGAAGGAAGAAGAGUUCAACGAGCUCAAGCAGAACCUAGACAACUACACCCCGCUCCUGCCGGAGUCGGUAACAGAUUACUUCAUGGAGAAGGCAGGCGUCGCCACUUCUGAUCAGAGUGUCAAGAAACUUGUUUCUUUGCUGGCCCAUAAGUUUGUGACAGACAUUGCGGUGUCUUCUUUUCAAUACCACAGAAUAAACCAGAAGGCUGCACAGAAAGACAAGAGAUUUGCAAAGGAGAAGAAACCUACCUUUCAGCUCAUAGAUCUUGAAAAAGCACUUGAGGAAGUAGGAGUAAGCAUAUCAAGGCCUCACUACUACAUGUAG
Encephalitozoon romaleae SJ-2008 is the source of this 327-nucleotide messenger RNA. Its product is annotated as transcription initiation factor TFIID subunit. Lineage: Eukaryota; Fungi; Microsporidia; Unikaryonidae. The record is from RefSeq and is a predicted model, not a curated record. Gene Ontology annotation, cellular component: SAGA complex; transcription factor TFIID complex; nucleus. The coding region runs from base 1 to 327 and encodes 108 amino acids. Gene Ontology annotation, biological process: transcription initiation at RNA polymerase II promoter. Gene Ontology annotation, molecular function: RNA polymerase II general transcription initiation factor activity; promoter-specific chromatin binding. The transcript has a single exon.